Corticium candelabrum is the source of this 4223-nucleotide messenger RNA. RefSeq lists its product as uncharacterized. The transcript has a single exon. Bases 74 to 3892 code for a protein of 1272 amino acids. Lineage: Eukaryota; Metazoa; Porifera; Homoscleromorpha; Homosclerophorida; Plakinidae. The record is from RefSeq and is a predicted model, not a curated record.
UGCAAAUACUUUGGUCACAACAACUCCUGUACUGCCGUUCCAAAGGUCGCUGCACUGCACUUUCGAUGUAACGAUGAUCAGUCUGUCAGCUCUUGCCUGCUAUGCGUGUUUCAUUCUCAUUUGGCUACCGCCCUUUACAUCAAACUCUAUGACGGUCAGAAUGCAUGUGAACUCGUCAUCAGACACACAGGGACAGCAAGCAGAAAUCAAUGAGCAUUUGGAUUGUGGACGCCGACCUGACUACCGUUGUCCUAGCUUGGCAGCAGCAAUGAGUGAAGCGAGGCAGAUAGUAAACAGCAGCGUAACAAGGCAAUUCCAAAUCGAGUUUAUAUUGCUUGCAGGAUCACACGUCAUUAACUACGGGACUCAAAUAUCUGAUAUUGAUAUCGGUUACCAUCUUACUAUCAGAGGUGAAGACAAAUACGAGACAUUUCUGACCUGCAGGAGAGAUGGAAUAUCGAGAUCGCAUACAAUCACUGUUACAGGGUUUCAAUACUUUGAACUAAGCAAUGUCACUGUGACUGGAUGUGUGACAUUCACUGCAGAUGAGGCCGUGUUCGUUCUCUCUAAAGGAGUACGAUUGUGUAUUUGGCAUUGUGACUUUCUUAAUAACAGUGGUGUUGCAGUUAGAUCUCUUGAUGUCAGGGUUGUUAACGUAUCUUCAACAACAUUCAGUUCGUAUGGACAUGGGAGCAAUAUUUCGGCAGGCAUGCGUGUUUUGUACACAGAUGAUGUUCAUGAGACCAACACUACAAGCAACGACAAUCUUAUUGACAACACUCUGUUUGUAAUUUCUUGCAAGUUCAUGUUUCUGACAUACUUUGAAUCAGAUCAUGGAAGAAAUGUUGUUCCAGGUGGUGGUCUAGGUGUCUGGUUAAAUGACAGCAACAAUAAGAUUCACUUUAACAUGAUGAUUAAAAAUUCAACAUUCCAGUCCAACAGAGCUAACACUGGUGGUGGCGUGUACUUGAAAAUCAGGGGAAGGUCAUUCAGUAUUGUAAUAAGAGACAGUCACUUCAACAAUUGCGCUGCAGUUCCAUCACAAAGAAGAGAGAGAGGAGAAGGAGGUGGACUUGCUGUUUACUUGUCUCGCCGAAGCAAAGGUAAAGUAGAAGUAGUCAAUACAAAUUUUGAAUUAAAUUCAGCCAAGACAGGGGCAGCUGUUGCAAUAUUUUACGCUGAUGAAGCUUGGAAUAACAACAUUACAUUUACAGGAUGUAACUUCACAUCCAACGUGGCAGCAGUUGCAGGAACGGUAAUACUGAACAGCUUACUCCGUUCAAGUAGCAACUGGCCUAAACCAGUACGAUUGAAGAAUGUGAACUUUACUGAGAACACUGUAUCACCCAAUGGGUUUGGGGGUGGUUUGGUUCUACUGGAGGUGGAUGUUAUGUUUGAAGGAACUUGUAUCAUGAUGAGAAACAAUGGUAGUGCCAUCACUGCAUGGCAUGGAUCGUGGGUCAUAAUAAAAGGCUCGGUUAUGUUUCGUGAGAAUCUGGGCCAUGAUGGAGCAGCUCUGUAUCUACAGAGCCAGUCAAAAUUAAGACUAUCUGAUUCUGCAAAUGUAACAUUUAUGGAUAACGUUGCUACCAGAUAUGGUGGAGCUUUACGGAUUGAUAACGCUGAUGUUGCUGCACUUUUAACUCUGUCUGAUCAGCACACUCGUAAUCAUUUAUGCUUCAUAACACCGCAUCAUUUUAGCCUCAAUGAGGAAACAAUAUAUUACCUUCAAGGCUUUGUUACUUUUAUCAACAACCGUGCUGCUGAAGCUGGAGGAGCCAUCUAUGCAGAUACAAUAGAUUCUUGUUCUUGGUCUCAUGACACCAGUGUGAACCAACCAACUAGUACAGCUGUUCUCACUUCAUCCAAUUUCAUGUACUCCAACAAUACAAGAUUUAAUAUUAGCACAGGCGUUGCAAAUUUAACAGCAAUACUCGCUAAUGGAACACAGCCGAACAAAAUCACAUUGCCAUCUGACUUUGCUUAUUGUGGCAGUAGCAACAGUGAAUUCUGUGUUUCUCUAGGAAUUUCAUAUCUUCUUUCAGUCAAUGCCACAGACAGUCUUGGACAACCAGUUUCUACAACAGUUACAGUGUCAACAGAAGAACGUUCUUCUAUGCAAAUUGUGCGUCAUCAAGAUGAACUGGAAAACUCCAAGCCCAAAAAGAAGUUUACUACAGUGACAGAUCCCUUCAGUGGCAUUGCAUCAAUAGAAGUCUAUUUUCUAGGAGAUCCUGAAACAAAUGGUGGCCAGGUUAUGAUCGAAAGUGGUAUUAGUACAGCAAGUGUUGUAAGAGCAAGCUUCACUGUGUUCCUGCACAGCUGCAUACCUGGAUUUACAUAUAAAUCAAACACAUGUUUGUGUGAUAACGCAGCUCAUGUGAGUCGCUGUGACAAGAAUGGCACUAUUCAAAUCUUACCUGGCUACUGGGUAGGUCAAAUACUAAAUAUCGAUGACAACACAACCCAAGCUAAAUCAAAAAGCAUCUCUGUUUCCUACUGGUGUCCAGUAACAUAUUGUAGGUGUCUUGAUGGAUUGUGCACGUUUGAUGUACGAAACAAGAGCAGUGACUCACAAUGUGCACAUGGACGAAAGGGCAUCCUAUGUGGCCAAUGCAAGACUAACUACAGUGCAGUAUAUGGUGCCAUAUAUCCUGACUGCCUGCCAUGUUCUGACGAAGUGACUUGGAUCAUACCUGUAUUGACAAUAGUAGCGUUGACCAUUGUUGUCCUGGCAGUGCUCAUCAACUUCAAUGCUGCAUCAAAGAGAGUAAGAUCGGGUGUAUUCUAUUUUCAAGUCGUUGCUCUCACUUUGAGUUACAUUCCUCCUCAAGGAAUUCUGAGCUACAGGUGGAUAGAGUAUUUUGCUUGGAUUCCCAACCUCAGCAUCCGUUUCAAUGCCUGCCUUCUCGAUAACAUGACCACUCUACAGAGCACACUCUUUCAGUACUACAUUCCCGGUUGUAUAUUUGUAUUCAUGGCAUUGGGAAUUAUGCUCGCUCGCAAGUUUACUCGAAUAUCCCGCAUCCAUGUCCUUCGACCCUUCUGGAGUAUGGUGACACUGACAUACGUCAGUGUAGCAUACACGACAGUCCUUAUCCUCAAUUGUGUCGACAUUGGAGACGGACUGUUACGCUGGUUUCCUGAUGCUUCAGUCAAAUGCUAUGAAGGCAACCAUCUUCAUGCAGCAAUAGCAGCGUCUGUGAUUGCAGCGUUUUACGUUGUACCUUUGCCAUUUUUUCUAGCACUGGCAGCGCCACGAAUUGGUAAACUCAAACCUAUCUGCGACAUCUAUCUACAUGAUAUCAAGCCAUCGUAUUGGUGGGCUGAGGGAUGGUACUUCUUCCGACGUCUCCUGCUCAUUGUUUUUCACUGCAUAUUCACAGAUCCCAACCUGCGUCACACCAUCAUUAUUUCAUCGCUUUCCAUCUUUCUAGCUCUUCAUGCUCAGUUACAGCCAUACGCACAACCAUGGAAUAACCACGUGGAAACAGCUCUCAUUCUCAACCUUUGCCUCAUCAGUGCAUUUCAGAUGUAUAACUCAGCUGGACCAGUGGCACCUGCUGCCACCAUUGUUUUCUUUCUCCUUCCCUACAUUGCAUUCUUAGUCUAUCUCGUGUACUACAUCAUUCGGUUGACAAAGAAGAGAUGGCUGAAAGGAACUCACAAAACUACAAGACCAAGCAAAUCAAGAGAUUCCGUUGCAGUUGCUGAUGAAUUUGAUCUAUCAAAUGGCAAUAGUAUGAGAACAGAUUGUAAAUCAGUGUCUCUUAAAUCCUUGGUGUCCACUCGUGAUCCUCGUCUCUCUGCUUCGUUGGAACGAGGUACAUCACUAGAUGUAAUGUAUGAUCACCACCCAGUCCUUCGAGAGCCACUCUUGAACAAUCACUGAAGUCCAAGCCAACGGAGCACAUUUGACGAAUUAUAAGUAAUACCAGCCUUGCUUAUAUAUAUUAAUCAUUAGUACAUCAGGGCAUAUGUUUCAUAGUAGACUCUACAUACAGUCUUUAGUUACUGGCAUAUUUUUACCUUUUAACCUAGUAUUAUUUCUUUUGUAUUUUUAACUUUUCUAACCAUUCUAUGUUAACUGUAAUUGCAUUGCAUUUUUGUAUGAAAUUUAUACUGAUAAGUCUUCAGUCCCUUGUAUAGUUUUGACUGACUUAUAUAUACAGCAAAUUUUGAGCAAAACUCGAUUGCAUGUGUGCCAAAGUAAGAACUCAACA